AUGGAAAAAUACUUCAAAAGGAAAUCAUUGUUUGAAGAAUCAAGUUCAACUCCUGAAAAUAGUGAUGAACCUCAAAUAACUCAACAAUAUUCAAAACAAGCUCAUGUUGAAGUUGAUUUAAAAAAUUUGCCCGCGGAUCCAGGACUUCGUCCCUUAAUUUCAACUUAUCAUCCUAAUGAUCAAGAUAAAGUACGGAGAGCAUACUUACAAAAAGGACCUUGCCAACCACGUAAUCAUAAUUUUCCACAAACAAGCAUUGGGAAUGUGUUGCGUCGAUUUAAUCCGAGUUGGUUUGAUGAGUAUGGCAAUUGGUUAGAGUAUAGCAUAGCUAAAGAUGCUGCAUUCUGUUUAUAUUGUUAUCUUUUUAAACCAGAUAUCAGAAAGCAAGGAAGUGCAGACUCAUUUGUCAUUGAAGGUUUUACAAAUUGGAAUAAGAAAGAUAGAUUGAAAACUCAUAUCGGUGGGCUCAAUAGUGCCCAUAAUCAAGCUUAUAGGAAAUGUCAAGACUUGAUGAAUCAAAAUCAAAAUAUUCAAUCUAUUUUGAUUAAGCAAGGAGAUCAAGCUCGAAGUGAAUAUCGCACAAGAUUAACUGCUUCUGUAGAUUGUCUUCGAUUUCUUUUGCGACAAGGGCUACCUUUUCGUGGUCAUGAUGAAUCUGAGGAAUCAAACAAUCAAGGAAAUUUUCUUGAACUCUUGCAUUUUCUUGCUAAACACAAUGAAGCCAUCAAUAGUGUUGUUUUGAAGAAUGCUCCUAGCAAUCUAAAAUUAACAGCUCAUGAUAUUCAAAAUGACAUUAUAAGUGCUGCAGCAAGCGAGACAACAAAGGCAAUUAUUAAUGAGUUAGGAGAUGAUUUAUUUGCAAUCUUGGUAGAUGAAUCUCGUGAUGUCUCAAAUAAGGAACAAAUGGCUCUUGUUUUGCGUUACAUGAAUAAUAAAGGUUGUAUUGUUGAACGCUUUUUAGCUAUUGUUCAUGUCUCUGACACUACUGCAUUGUCACUCAAAGAAGCAAUUGAGUCUAUAUUCUCUAAGUAUGGACUAAGUUUAUCAAGAUUACGUGGACAAGGUUAUGAUGGAGCUAGCAACAUGCGGGGUGAAUUUAAUGGUUUGAAAAGUUUGAUUUUGAAGGAAAAUGAGUUUGCCUUCUAUAUUCAUUGCUUUGCACAUCAACUUCAAUUAACUCUUGUAGCAGUUGCAAAAAAUGAAGAUUCGGUUGCUUCACUUUUUCAGAAUGUUAGUUGUUUACUUAAUGUUGUUGGAGCUUCAUGUAAGAGAUAUGAUAUUCUUAGAGAAAGUCAAGCUUCUAGAGUUGCCGAAGCUCUAAAAAAUGAUGAGCUUGCAAGUGGAAAAGGCUUAAACCAAGAAAUUAGUCUUAAACGUGCCGGUGAUACUAGAUGGGGUUCACAUUAUGGAACAUUACUAAACUUAAUUAUUUUGUUCCCUUCUGUGAUUGAUGUACUUGAAAAUGUUGGUGAGAAUGGUUUGAAUUCAGAGCAAAGGGUGGAAGCACAAUUCUUAUUGCAAAUGCUUCAAUCUUUUGAUUUCAUUUUCAACUUACAUUUGAUGAGAAAUGUGCUAGGCAUUACAAAUGAAUUGUCAAAGUCUUUACAAAGAAAGGAUCAAGACAUAGUUAAUGCUAUGGAGUUGGUUAAAAUAUCUAAACAAAGGCUUCAAAUGAUGAGAGAUGAUGGAUGGGAUCUUUUAUUACAUGAAAUCCUUUCUUUUUGUGGAAAAUAUAGCAUUUUGGUUCCUAGUAUGGAUGAAAAAUAUUCACCUCCUGGAAGAUCACGACGUAAAGUUGUUGAUAUCUCAAAUUUGCAUCAUUAUCGAGUUGAGUUAUUCAAUGUUGUUAUAGAUAGACAACUUCAAGAGCUCAACAACCGUUUCACCGAGAUUAAUACGGAGUUACUUCUUUGUGCAACAUGUCUCAACCCAAGUGACUCUUUUUCUGCUUUUAAUAAAGAGAAAUUGAUUCGCUUUGCUCGCUUUUAUCCUCUUGAGUUUUCAGUUGUGGAUGUUAUGGGGCUUGACAGUCAACUUGAAACUUAUAUUAUUGAUAUGCGCUCUAAUCUUGAAUUUUCGGGUAUUAAAGAGAUUGGUCAACUUACUGAGAAGUUGGUUGAGACAAAGAAGAAUAUUGUUUAUCCACUUGUGUUUCUAUUGGCUAAACUGGCUUCAAUAUUACCUGUUGCAACUGCAAGUGUAGAAAGGACAUUUUCGGCAAUGAAAAUUGUGAAAAAUCGGCUAAGGAACCGUAUGGGAGAUAAUUUGAUGAAUGAUUGUUUGGUAACAUAUAUUGAAAGAGAUAUAUUCAACAAUAUUGAUAAUGAAACAAUCAUCCAACGGUUUCAAAAUAUGAAAUCUCGUCGUGGACAACUAUGA
Molecule: messenger RNA, 2379 nt
Organism: Dioscorea cayenensis subsp. rotundata (Guinea yam)
Lineage: Eukaryota; Viridiplantae; Streptophyta; Magnoliopsida; Dioscoreales; Dioscoreaceae
Product: zinc finger MYM-type protein 1-like
Molecular function (GO): protein dimerization activity
Source: RefSeq, a predicted model, not a curated record